Tachyglossus aculeatus (Australian echidna) is the source of this 923-nucleotide messenger RNA. It is a transcript of the gene TMEM208, whose product is annotated as transmembrane protein 208. The transcript has 6 exons. The record is from RefSeq and is a predicted model, not a curated record. The coding region runs from base 198 to 719 and encodes 173 amino acids. Lineage: Eukaryota; Metazoa; Chordata; Mammalia; Monotremata; Tachyglossidae. Gene Ontology annotation, cellular component: intracellular membrane-bounded organelle. Gene Ontology annotation, biological process: vacuolar protein processing.
CCAUCGUGGUUUCUUUUGGCUCCGCGCCGGCCCGCCCUCUUCUCGCUGAGCCCUUCGGGAGCCGUAGUCCCCCCGCUCGACCGGGAGGAAGUGGCGUGGGAGCUUCCUUCCCUCAGCGAAGCUCUUCGGGGCGACGGCGGAAGCGGCCGCCGCGCUCGGGCGGCGCGAUCCGGCUGGCGUGGCCGUUGGGCGGCACAAUGGCGCCCAAGGGGAAGGUGGGCACGAAGGGGAAGAAGCAGAUCUUCGAGGAGAACAAGGAGACCCUCCGGUUCUACUUGCGCAUCAUUCUGGGGGCCAAUGCUAUAUACAGCGUGGUGAACCUGGUCAUUUUCUACUCCUCAGCUUCCUUCUGGGCCUGGGUGGCACUGAUAUUCAGCUUGGUGGUGUAUGGGGCCAGUUACCGUUCCAUGAGUGCCAUGGCACGGGCAGCCUUUGCUGAUGAUGGGGCCCUGACAGAUAGUGGCAUUGACCUCAACAUGGAGCAGGGCAUGGCAGAGCACCUCAAGGAUGUGAUCUUGCUGACAGCCAUUGUCCAGGUGCUCAGCUGCUUCUCUCUCUACUUCUGGUACUUCUGGCUCCUGGCUCCAGGUCGGGCCCUCUAUCUCCUGUGGGUGAACAUCCUGGGCCCCUGGCUCAUGAGCGACUCAGCUCCAACAGCCCCAGAACCCAAUGAGAAGAAGCAGCGGCGGCAGGAACGGCGGCAGAUGAAACGCUUGUAGCCAAGGGCCCCAGGGCUUUCUCCACUAUUGAGGCCAAGAAGUGCCCCCCAGGCCAGAGGCCUCCCAAGCCGACUCUGUGUGGCUGGUGCCCCCUCUCCCCCCUACCGCCAAAGGCGUUUGGAGCUGGCCCGUUGGUCAAGGAUGGUUUAGCGAGAGGCUGGCUGGGGCUGUGGAUGCAAUGUUAUUAAAGAGUUGAGGCUGGGA